Suncus etruscus (white-toothed pygmy shrew) is the source of this 1607-nucleotide messenger RNA. RefSeq names its product ring finger protein 126 (gene RNF126). The record is from RefSeq and is a predicted model, not a curated record. The transcript is spliced from 9 exons. Gene Ontology annotation, molecular function: ubiquitin protein ligase activity. Gene Ontology annotation, biological process: protein ubiquitination. Lineage: Eukaryota; Metazoa; Chordata; Mammalia; Eulipotyphla; Soricidae. Bases 56 to 997 code for a protein of 313 amino acids. Gene Ontology annotation, cellular component: cytoplasm.
CGGCGCGGAGGAGGAGGCAGAGGAGGAAGAGGAGGAGGAGGAGGCGGCGGCGGCCAUGGCCGAGGCGUCGCCGCAGCCCGGACGCUACUUCUGCCACUGCUGCUCGGCCGAGAUCGUGCCGCGCCUGCCGGAUUACAUCUGCCCGAGAUGCGAGUCUGGCUUCAUUGAGGAGCUUCCAGAAGAGACCAGGAGCACAGAGAACAGUUCCACUCCCUCCACAGCACCCCCUGAGCAGAGCAGGCAGUCUUUCGAGAAUGUGGACCAGCACCUGUUCACGCUGCCGCAGGGCUAUGGCCAGUUUGCCUUCGGCAUCUUCGAUGACAGCUUCGAGAUCCCCACCUUCCCCCCAGGCCCGCAGGCCGAAGAGACCCGGGACCCUGACACUCGGCGGGAGCGGGAGCAGCACUCGCGGCACCGCUAUGGCGCCCGGCAGCCCCGCGCUCGCCUCACGGCGCGGCGAACUACAGGCCGGCACGAAGGGGUCCCCACGCUGGAAGGGAUCAUCCAGCAGCUGGUGAACGGCAUCAUCACUCCGGCCACUAUCCCCAACCUGGGUCUGGGCCCCUGGGGUGUCCUGCACUCAAACCCAAUGGACUAUGCCUGGGGGGCCACUGGCCUGGAUACCAUCAUCACACAGCUCCUCAAUCAGUUUGAGAACACAGGCCCUCCGCCUGCCGACAAAGAGAAGAUCCAGACCCUCCCCACCAUCCCUGUCACAGAGGAGCACGUAGGCUCCGGCCUGGAGUGCCCGGUGUGUAAGGAUGACUACGCACUGGGUGAGCAGGUCCGCCAGCUGCCCUGUAACCACCUCUUCCAUGACGGUUGCAUUGUGCCCUGGCUGGAGCAGCAUGACAGCUGCCCCGUCUGCCGGAAGAGCCUCACGGGCCAGAACACGGCCACCAAUCCCCCAGGCCUGACGGGUGUCAACUUCCCCUCCUCGUCCUCCUCGUCUUCCUCGUCUUCACCGAGCAAUGAGAAUCCAUCCGGCAGUUCCUGAGCCUCCCCCACUCUGGGGCCCAGAUCAGAUGCCCAGCUCAUUGGGGGCAGGGGGUUGGCCCGCAGCUUCCACACAAACAGGGCUCCCCCCACUCCUGGACUGUGGGCCUUGCUGCCUUCCACAGCUGUAGGCAGUGGCAGGAUGUUCGCCAUCUCCGGGGACUGAGGGGAGAAGUGUGGUGCUCGGCUUCCUCCGAAGGGACAGCCAUGCUGGGGCUCAGGGGUUCCUCCCCCACCCCACCCAUGCCCCUGGCGCACCUUGGUCCCCGUUUGUCCACCCUCUUCCUCCACCUGUUCAGCAGCGGGAAAGGUUUUUAUAAUUUUAAAUUAUUACUGCUUUGGAAUAAACGGACGUUUAGCUCAUAUGAGCCAGGUGCAUGAUCUGUGGGGAGGCCCCUGGCGCCCCCCCCCAUCUCCAGGAUGUAAGAAUUCCCGUGCCUCUGGCCAGUGUGAGCCUCCAGUGGGAGAGGGCCAGGACCAGAACGAUGACCAGCAAAACCAGAAGUACAACUACAAAAAGAAAAAACUGCUCUGCAGACUUUUUUUAAAGGCAAGAAAAAAAUAAAUCUGUAUCUCAAAAGCUAUUUAAAAAUACACCUACUUAGAAAGCA